This is a messenger RNA of Branchiostoma floridae (Florida lancelet), 2691 nucleotides long. Its product is annotated as phosphoglucomutase-1-like. Gene Ontology annotation, biological process: carbohydrate metabolic process. Gene Ontology annotation, cellular component: cytosol. The record is from RefSeq and is a predicted model, not a curated record. Gene Ontology annotation, molecular function: magnesium ion binding; phosphoglucomutase activity. Bases 164 to 1855 code for a protein of 563 amino acids. NCBI's taxonomy places the organism in Eukaryota, Metazoa, Chordata, Leptocardii, Amphioxiformes, Branchiostomatidae. The transcript has 12 exons.
ACUACCGCGCCCAGCUGGGCGUGUGUGCGUGUGCCGCUACAAGGUGACUAUGGUGUCCUGUGUGUAGGUCGGGCUCCGCAAAUCGUCCUCUCUCGUUCGUUCUCCGCGCUCUUCCGUCUUAGCUCGGCUUGUGUCUUGCAGGGGAAGUCUUCAAGAAGCUAGCAUGGCGCCUGUAGAGGUUCUUAAAGUGGCGACGUCUCCGUUUGAGGGGCAGAAACCCGGCACCAGCGGCCUAAGGAAGCCGGUACCCGUCUUCAAGGGUGAGCACUAUGCAGCUAACUUUGUACAGAGCACGCUGAGCUGCAUCUCAGAGGAGGAGCGGAAACGGGGGAACCACACGGUCGUCGUCGGGGGCGACGGGCGCUACUACAUGAAGGAAGCUGUGCAGUUGAUCGUGAGGAUGUGUGCCGCAAAUGGGCUCCAGAAAGUGAUCGUUGGGCAGAACGGAAUCUUCUCAACGCCGGCGGUGUCGUGUGUCAUUCGGAAGCGCUCGGCCGCGGGAGGGAUCAUUCUCACGGCGAGUCACAACCCUGGGGGUCCUAACGGAGACUUCGGCAUCAAGUACAACAUAGCAAACGGAGGCCCUGCCCCAGAAGGGGUCACCAACGCCAUCUUUAACUACACCAAGACAAUAAAGGAAUAUCUCAUCUGUCCUGACAUCACAGUGGACCUGGCUAGCCUGGGUACGCAGAGGUUUGAGGUGGCCGGCCAGUCCCAGCCAUUUGUAGUGGAGGUGGUGGACUCUGUGGACGACUACCUGCAGAUGUGUCGGGACAUUUUCGACUUCCCCACCAUCAAGGCCCUGCUGGCGACCAUCAAGAUCAGAGCUGAUGCCAUGUGUGGAGUGAUGGGCCCGUAUGUGAAGAGAGUUCUGUGCCAAGAGUUGGGAGCUUCUGAAGACGCGGCGGUCAGGUGUGACCCCAAAGACGACUUCGGAGGUCACCACCCUGACCCCAACCUGACCUACGCAGCCGACCUUGUCAACACGAUGAAGACGGGAGACUACGAACUGGGCGUGGCGUUCGACGGAGACGGGGAUAGAAACAUGAUUCUUGGCCGUGGAGGUUUCUUCGUGACUCCGUCAGACUCGGUGGCCGUCAUCGCGGCAAACUGCGACUGUAUCCCGUACUUUAAACGGUCGGGCGGCGCCAAGGGGUUCGCACGUAGCAUGCCCACAGGAGGGGCUCUCGACAGAGUGGCAGAAGGACUGGGAGUUCCAAUGUUUGAGGUGCCUACAGGCUGGAAGUUCUUUGGUAACCUGAUGGAUGCUGGGAAGCUCUCCAUCUGCGGAGAGGAGAGCUUCGGGACCGGCUCGGACCACAUCCGGGAGAAGGACGGCUUCUGGGCGGUCAUGUCCUGGCUGUCAAUCAUGGCCGCUAGGAAGGCUAGUGUGGAGGAGAUUGUGCACGCGCACUGGGCCAAGUACGGAAGGAACUUCUUUACAAGGUACGACUACGAGAACGUCGACGCAGCUCCAGCCAAUCAGAUGAUGGCAAAUGUGGAACAGCUCAUCACGGCUGCAGACUUUGUCGGGAAGGAGUUUUCUCACGGGGACAAGACGUACAAGGUCGCAAAGGGUGACAACUUCAAGUACACCGACCCUAUAGAUGGCAGUGUCUCAACUAAACAGGGCCUGAGGAUCGUGUUUGAGGACGGUUCCCGCGUGAUUUUCCGUCUGAGCGGAACGGGAAGCGUGGGCGCAACGAUCCGCAUGUACGUGGACAGCUACGAGACGGAUGCCGCAAAGCAGAAGUUGGACGCACAGGUCAUGCUGAAGCCUCUGGUAGAGAUCGCGCUGAAGUUGUCUCAGCUUCGGGAACUGACGGGACGCGAUCAACCCACCGUCAUCACCUAGGCAACAGCAAAACAACACUACAACCAAACAUAGUCUUUAAGCCAUAACAUGUCUCUCUGUGUUCACUCCAAGAUGCUGUGUGAACAGAAAUUCAUUCAUUCAUUCAUUCAUUCAUUCAUUCAUUCAUUCAUUCAUUCAUUCAUUCGAUAAUCAUUCAUUUAUCCAUCCAUACAUCCUUUUAUUCAUCAAUCAUUGAUUCAUUCAUUCAUUUAAUCGAUUCAUUCCUCCAUCCACUCAUUCAUUCAUUCAUUUGUUAUUUUGAUCUAUUCAUUCAUCCAUUCAGUCAUUCAUUCCUUUAUUUCAUACUUCUCUACCAUGCUCUAUUUCCUGUUGGUCUUCAAAUUCAGUAAGAUUUCUUAAAACUGAGAGCCAACAAAUAAGACUGGUGUGUCCUUAUGGGAAAGAAAGGGAUCAUUUUAAUUUGAGCAAAUGUUUUGUGUGCAAAGCUGUCUUUCUGUGUGAAAUGCAUAGCAAGAUAGUGGGGAAAUUGAACUGAUUGCUGCAGCUUUGUGGAGUGAGAUUUCUGUGUCAGUUCAGAGCUAAGUUGAUAGGGGGAGCUGUUGAGUGGCAAAAGAUGAUAACUGCAUGAAUGUGGAUUUAGAUGGAACUGAAGUCGAAUGUUUAUGUAUAAAAGAAUGACACAGCAUGAAAAUGUUCAUCUUCUUGAGAAAUUCUAUUGUUAAAUUUGUGGAAAUUUGUGAAAUGCUGAUUUGUUCAGUGUGAAUAAUAGUGGUGAACAGCUAAGAUUGCUGCCGUCUAUUGAUUUUAAGUUGAGAUUUGUUUUGAUUCUUUGAUUUUGAGAGUUUUGUGUCCUAUAGACAGAAUGAAAUGUCCUA